Messenger RNA from Guyanagaster necrorhizus, 1959 nucleotides. RefSeq lists its product as uncharacterized. Bases 1 to 1959 code for a protein of 652 amino acids. The record is from RefSeq and is a predicted model, not a curated record. The transcript has 3 exons. Lineage: Eukaryota; Fungi; Basidiomycota; Agaricomycetes; Agaricales; Physalacriaceae.
AUGCAGGCUCUCCAUGCUACCGCAAACCAAACACUCACGGAGAACAUGGCGCCUACCUUGGAGUCCACCCUCUCGCCUACCCUUGAUGCUUUCAGGGCCUUGGACGGAUUCCAAAAGGACAAUCUUGCGGAAGUGCUGAGCAAGUCUUGGGCAGAGGAUGCGCCCCUCACCCUUCGUCUCAUCUGGCAGCUGAGGAGCGUUCCCGACGGCAAGGGUGAAAAGGAGGCCUUCUACCGGCAAUGGCUCAUCUUUUCUUUCAGUGCCUUUGGGUGGUUGUACGACAAUCAUCCUCGUACCGCCAUUUCCAAUCUCCAUCUCCUCUAUGAGCCCGUCUGCUUCAACGACAAAAUCAAAAACGAUACUGGUCGUGCCCAUGGAUAUUGGAAAGACUUGCUCAACAUCCUCGCACUUGCCACAGUUGAUGAACUCGGGUCAGAUGAAUCCACCUUCCUUCAUCGUGAGCACAACAAGGAGAGUCAGCGUCAGGCUCGAGAGGCGCGAGCGGCUCGUGGGUUGGAACGGUAUGAGACUCUCGCAUCCAAGCUCAAGGAACCUAAAUAUCGGGCCCUAUACAUCGCUGUUGCUCGUCUAUUUGCCGCUCGUCUCUGCAUGGAUAUUUCUUUGUUGACCCAGUCAGAGUCCAUCCCCACGGAGGCCGGUCGUCUCUCCCAUCUUCGUCAGCUCUCUCUGGUCGGAAAAUGGGCACCGAGUGCAGGCGGUUCCCAUGACCGGUUCACUAACAUUACUACAGCCAUCAGCUACCUCAUGUAUAAUUCGCGCGCGAGCCUCCCCAUCAUGUUCCCCUCGUCUCUCGAGUCUUCUACCGUCCACCCCUUCGAAAAGGCCUCUAUCCUUCGUUCAUUCUUCCAGCGUUGGGUUCUCACCCCUCUUCGUACAGCCUCUGAGAUACCCGAGACAUACAUGUCGGCGAAUCGGUGGGAUGAGAUCAAAUACACCCGUGUCCCCUCAGUGUGUAUGAAGAACAACAGCGAACGGUUCUUCAAGCAUGAUCCCGAGGGCUUCCAGGAUUACAUGAUUGAGGUUGAGAGCGGAAAGAAAACUAUUAGUGGUGCAACCCUCAUGCCCAAUGAAAUCCUGCACCAAAUAGUUGCACACUCAGCUGAUCGCGGGGCAUCAGAAAAGUAUCCAAAGCUCGCAGAGUUCAAAAAGACCAUUGCCGAGAACAAAGUGCGUGUAGCAGAGGCUCAGUGGAACACUCUUAUCUCCAGACUCCGUGAGUCGGGAUCCAUCGACAACGCUAUUGCUUUGUGCGACGUCUCUGGUUCCAUGGGAAGUUUCCAACACAGCGAUGCCAAAGAUCCCAUCCUGCCCGCUCUAGCCCUGUCGCUGGUUCUCUCCAAACUUUCCAAAGCGCCUUUCAACGAUGGCUUCAUCACCUUUUCUCGUCGUCCUGAAUUCAUCCGUCUGGAUCCUACCAAGUCGCUCUACGAUACCGUUGCCGGGAUGGUCGAGACGAACUGGGAGAUGAACACAAACUUCAAUGCAGUCUUUAUGGAUCUUCUCCUUCCUCUUGCUAUCAAGCACAACAUCAAGCAGGAGGAUAUGAUCAAGCGGUUCUUUGUGUUCUCGGAUAUGCAGUUUGAUGAGGCAGACGGCCAGUCGAGCGAUCCUGCGGCUUGGGAGACCAACUACGAUAUGAUCGAGAAGGCGUACAAGGCGGCAGGGUAUGAGGUGCCUCAACUUGUCUUUUGGGAUCUCUCCCGAUACGGUACUACGCAAGUCAUGGCGGAGCGCAAGGGAAUUGCUUUGAUGAAUGGAUUCUCGCCUGCGUUAAUGAAAGUGUUCAUGGGAGAGUGUGAGGAGGGGGAACUUGAGGGAUGGGAGAAGGUCGCAGAGGGCAAUGAGAAGGUAAAGAAGGAAGAUGAAUUUAAUCCCUUGAAUGUCAUGAAGAAAUCGGUGAUGAAGAAGAGUUUCGACGGGCUGGUCGUUGUCGAUUGA